AUGUCUUUUCCAUCCAACGCGGACGCAACGUCUCGAGUCGCUGGGCCCGGCCGCUCUCCUGCGGGCAGUCAGAAGACCUUCGUGGAUCACGACGCGAUCUUUACCCAGAACGAAGAAGCAGCAACGGUUCCGAAGUCGAUGGGGAGCAACUCCAUUUAUGGCAAAGAUGGCGAUGCUUCUGCAUCAACGUCGGAUGAAGAUGGAAACGACACCGAGCUUGAGCGCCGUCAGUCUAUAGUGCAGGAACUGGCUCGUGAGUAUACACGUCACUCUGCUGUCAAUGUCGAUGGGGACAACACGGCCCUAUUUGGCAGUGAAGACCCCGACUCACCCCUCAACCCCAGCGGAAAGAACUUCAGCGCUCGCAAAUGGGCGAAGACACUCGCAAACAUUACCAGAGAGCACGGGUCUGGGUACCGAACAGCCGGAUUUACAUUUCAAAACUUAAACGUCUUCGGUUACGGCAAGGAAACGGACUACCAGAAGGACAUUGGAAACGUAUGGCUUGAGCUUCCGGGCCUCGCUCGCAAGCUCACGUCGAAGACUGGUGGUCAGCGCCGUAUCGAUAUCCUUCGGGACUUCAACGGUGUUGUUGAGGCAGGAGAAAUGCUCGUCGUCCUUGGACCUCCUGGAUCCGGUUGCUCUACCUUUCUCAAAACUAUUGCCGGCGAAAUGAAUGGCAUCUACACCGACGAGCGUGCCUAUUUCAACUACCAAGGUCUUUCUGCAAAGGAACUCCAUAAGCAUCACGCUGGAGAUGCAAUUUACACUGCAGAAGUCGAUGUCCACUACCCUCAGCUGUCUGUCGGAGACACCCUCACGUUUGCUUCCCGAGCACGCUGCCCGCGAACUCUUCCACCUGGAGUCUCGGCAAAUCAGUACUGCGAUCACCUCCGCGAUGUUGUGAUGGCCAUGUACGGCAUCAGCCACACCGUCAAUACGCGUGUGGGCAACGAAUACAUCCGCGGUGUGUCUGGAGGAGAACGCAAGCGCGUGACUAUCGCAGAAGCGACUUUGUCCAACGCUCCUCUGCAGUGCUGGGAUAACUCCACUAGAGGUCUUGAUUCGGCCAAUGCUGUUGAGUUUUGCAAGACUUUGCGUUUGCAGUCGGAACUGUUUGGGCAAACCUGCGCCGUCUCGAUUUACCAAGCACCCCAAAGUGCGUACGAUUUGUUCGACAAGGUUCUCGUUCUCUAUGAAGGACGACAAAUCUUCUUCGGUCGCACAACGGACGCCAGACAGUACUUUAUCAACCUUGGAUUCGAAUGCCCGGCUCGACAGACAACACCCGACUUCCUCACCUCGAUGACAGCACCUUCUGAGCGUGUAGUUCGUCCAGGAUGGGAGUCCCGCGUGCCCAGAACCCCUGACGAGUUUGCCACUUGCUGGAAUGCCAGCCGUGAGUGCCAAGCUCUGAAGGACCAGAUUGAGCAAUACAAAACCAGCCAUCCUCUCGAUGGACCAGACGCCGAGGUUUUCAGGAACCAAAAGCAGUCGGUACAGGCCAAGAACCAGCGCCUCAAGUCCCCCUUCAUUCUGUCCUACGGGCAGCAAGUCAAGCUGUGUCUUUGGCGUGGCUUCAAGCUUCUCAAAGGCGAUCCCAGUCUGACAUUGUUUGCACUCAUCGCCAAUUCAUGCACAGCUCUCAUCAUGUCAUCUUUGUUUUACAAUCUUCCGCAAUCUACUUCGUCCUUCUAUAGUCGCUCUGCAGUCCUCUUCGUCGCCAUCCUCGCCAACGCUUUCUCAAGCGCCCUCGAGAUUCUCACUCAGUACGCCCAACGGCCCAUCGUUGAGAAACAGAGACGUUAUGCUUUCUAUCACGCAUCGGCCGAAGCUUUCUCCUCUGUUUUGGUGGACAUGCCGUACAAGAUUGCAAACACUAUCUGUUACGAUCUCAUUAUAUACUUCAUGACCAACCUGAACAGACAGCCUGGCAACUUCUUCUUCUUCCUGUUGACUACUUUUCUCAUGGUACUUUCCAUGUCCGGUCUGUUUAGAUCAAUCGCCUCAUUGUCACGCACCUUGUCUCAGGCCAUGGUUCCCGCUUCAAUCCUGAUUCUUGCUCUUGUUAUAUUCACUGGUUUCGUCAUUCCCGUCGACUACAUGCUUGGGUGGUGCCGGUGGAUCAACUACCUGGACCCUGUUGCCUAUGGGUUUGAGUCGCUCAUGAUCAACGAGUUCCACAACCGCGAAUUUGAAUGCGGUGCCUUCGUUCCUAGCCCUGGAGUCGCCGGCUACGAGAAUAUCACUUUGGCCAACCGAGCCUGCUCUACAGUCGGCGCCGUUCCCGGCAGACCUACAGUUAACGGAGACGCAUACAUCAACUCCCAGUAUAAGUACUUUAACUCCCACAAGUGGCGCAACAUUGGCAUUCUCAUCGCUUUCACCGUCGCCCUCCACAUGGUUUACUUCUUGGCCACAGAAUACAUCUCGGCUAAAAAGUCUAAGGGAGAGGUCCUUGUCUUUCGUAGGGGGGUUUCUGCCCCCUCUAAAGUUAAGGACGACCCUGAAGCCUCUAUGUCUGGUCCUUCCACGAUUGUCGAAAAGGGCGGUAAGGGCGCUUCUGCCAACGAAGGCGCAAUUCAGGGCUCCACAAGCGUUUUCCACUGGGGCAACGUGUGCUACGAUGUCAAGAUCAAGACCGAGACUAGACGAAUUUUGGACCAUGUGGAUGGUUGGGUGAAGCCUGGCACACUGACAGCGUUGAUGGGUGUUUCUGGUGCCGGGAAGACGACAUUGCUCGAUUGCCUCGCAGACCGUGUCUCGAUGGGCGUGAUUACUGGAGAAAUGCUCGUCGAUGGAAAGAUCCGUGAUGAAUCUUUUCAGCGCAAAACUGGCUAUGUCCAGCAACAGGACCUUCAUCUUGAGACGAGUACCGUUCGCGAGGCAUUGGAGUUCAGUGCUUUACUGCGGCAACCUGCCACAACUCCCAAGGCAGAGAAGCUCGCAUAUGUGGACGAAGUCAUCAAGCUAUUGGACAUGCAAGAAUACGCUGACGCUGUGGUUGGCGUACUUGGCGAAGGCCUAAACGUUGAACAGCGGAAACGACUUACGAUUGGCGUUGAAUUGGCUGCAAAACCGCCCUUGCUGCUCUUCGUCGACGAACCAACCUCUGGCUUAGACUCCCAAACUUCGUGGGCUAUUCUUGAUCUUCUUGAGAAGCUCUCCAAGGCUGGUCAGUCUAUCUUGUGCACCAUCCACCAACCGUCCGCUAUGCUAUUCCAACGCUUCGACCGUUUGUUGUUCCUGGCCAAGGGCGGUAGAACCGUAUACUUCGGCGAUAUUGGCGAAAACUCCCAUACCCUCACUUCCUACUUCGAACGGAAUGGUGCACCCAAGUGUCCUCCUGGAGAAAACCCAGCUGAGUGGAUGCUUACUGCAGUUGGUGCGGCCCCAGGCUCGACUACUGAGGUUGAUUGGCAUCAGGCAUGGAAGUCAAGCCCUGAGUACCAGGCUGUUCAGGAUGAGCUCCAACGCCUCAAGUCCCAGGGGGCCAACGACGAGAAGCGCUCAGAUGAGGAUGAGAAGUUGUCGCAUCGCGAGUUUGCCGCUCCUCUGUGGGACCAAUUCUUGAUCGUCACCCGCCGGGUUUUCCAGCAAUACUGGCGCACGCCCUCAUACAUCUACGCCAAGUUCAUCCUUUGCUGUUCCGUCGCCCUCUUCAUCGGUCUCGUCUUCCUCAACGCUCCUCUUAGUAUCCAGGGCUUGCAGAACCAGAUGUUUGCAAUUUUCAAUAUUCUUUCCAUCUUCGGUCAACUCGUACAACAGCAGAUGCCGCACUUCGUCACCCAGCGCUCCCUCUACGAAGUCCGCGAACGUCCUUCUAAGACCUACAGUUGGAAGGUGUUCAUGCUUUCGCAAAUCGUCACUGAGAUCCCCUGGAACUCCCUCAUGUCCGUAUUCAUGUUCAUCUGCGUGUACUACCCUGUUGGCUUGUACGAGAACGGCGACCCGAGCCAAAGGAGCGAGCGCGCUGGUUUGAUGUGGCUUCUGUUUUGGCAGUUCCUCAUCUUCACUUGCACCUUUGCCCACGCCUGCAUUGCCAUCACUGAAACGGCUGAGAUGGGCGGCAACCUUGCCAACGUCUUGUUCAUGAUGUGUUUGCUGUUCUGCGGUGUCUUGGCGAGUCCCGAGGCUAUGCCCGGUUUCUGGAUCUUCAUGUACAGGGUGUCGCCAUUCACGUACCUUUUGUCGUCGAUCUUGUCGACAGGUCUAGCCAAUUCGGAGGUGACCUGCUCUUCCAACGAGUACAUUCACUUCAGCCCACCGGACAACGAAACGUGCGGCAAUUACAUGGGCGGAUACAUCAAAGCCAUGGGAGGAUACCUUGAGGACCCCGCCUCCCAGACCGACUGCAGUUUCUGCUCUAUCGACAAUACCAAUGCCUUCCUCACUUCCAUCAGCUCCAACUUCGACAACAGAUGGCGCGACUUUGGUAUCGGUAUGGUGUACAUUGUUUUCAACAUUGUCGCUGCUUUGGGUCUGUACUGGUUGGUUCGGAUGCCCAAGGGCAAGAAGAAGGCUUGA
This is a messenger RNA of Colletotrichum spaethianum, 4527 nucleotides long. Its product is annotated as ZEB2-regulated ABC transporter 1. The coding region runs from base 1 to 4527 and encodes 1508 amino acids. The transcript is spliced from 3 exons. Gene Ontology annotation, biological process: transmembrane transport. Gene Ontology annotation, molecular function: ABC-type transporter activity; ATP binding; ATP hydrolysis activity. Gene Ontology annotation, cellular component: membrane. NCBI's taxonomy places the organism in Eukaryota, Fungi, Ascomycota, Sordariomycetes, Glomerellales, Glomerellaceae. The record is from RefSeq and is a predicted model, not a curated record.